Molecule: messenger RNA, 1185 nt
Organism: Trypanosoma rangeli
Lineage: Eukaryota; Euglenozoa; Kinetoplastea; Trypanosomatida; Trypanosomatidae
Exons: 1
Coding region: 1-1185 (394 amino acids)
Source: RefSeq, a predicted model, not a curated record
AUGAGCGUACUAAAAGUUCAACCGUUACAGCCCAAUGAUGUGGCACAAUUUUCACAUUUACCGGAGGUGGAUAAUUCUAGCACUCUAGGCGAGCUCCUCUCUGCUCUUGGACACGCUCCGCUUUUCAUGCGUGUAGCGUCUUGUUUGAUGGAGAGCGCUUCUAACAGUGCGGAGGAAAUAAAGCGGAUGUUGCUUGCCAAAGGGAUAGAUGGACAAGGAACAGUGAGCAUUUCUUUUGCGCUUGGCGUCCUACUGGAGCUUGCCUUUGCUGUGCUUGAGACGCAACGUCCAGGAAGCACCCGUGUGUUAGUGAUGACUGCGUUAUUUGACGUCAGUAGCGUUUCUCACACUGCCGUGGAUUGCCUGUUGGGUGAUGACUUGGGGGAGGCGUUUACACUGCAGGCUGCUGCGUUAGGCAUAUGCGACCAGCGCUGGGAUGAGGGUUUGCUUAUAAUGCAUUCUUCUAUUGCACGGAUACUUCGCAAGAAGGCAGAAAUCGCAUGUGUGGAGGUGUGCAUAAAAUUUCUGCUUUUGCUCUGGCCGCGUCGCUGGCGUGGAGCUGGAAGCAGCAUGGCACAUGAGCUGAUGCGUCACACCCGUGCCAUUUGCGAAGCCUGUGAUGCCCGUCAUAUACCACUCAACGAGGAUCUUCUUCUCUGCUUCGACCGCGGUGCGACUCUUCUUGCCCUUAAUGAAGGUGAAAAUUUGCCGACCCCUGCAGAACUUUGGCUUAGAGUUAUACGGGUAAGCCGGGAGGCGGCGAAAAGGGACGUGGAUGCGGUUAGAAUAGGGAGGGCAUGUGGCCGUCUGCUGCAAUUCCUUCGUGACGAGCGGGCCGGGGAUGUGUUGCGGUACGCGUUUGAGUUGGCGUGUGAGGUGAAUGGGAAACAGUCAGCCGAGGCAUCUCUCAUUCUUGGCUGCAACGCCCCGUAUCUCCCUGCCUCGGGUGAGGCGGUGCAGGUGCUACAAGGAGGCGUGGCCGCGCUGGAGAAUCGCAUGGUAUCUGCAGACACAGUCCUCGGGAAGGAGGAGGGGCGCAUGCUGCAGGAGACCGUAUUUGUCCUUCUUGUACGACAGGGGCAGAUGUUGCAGGAAAUGGGGAAGACGGUGCCCGCAUCUCCCUGGGCGGCGCUGCAGGAGGUUGAGCAGCGCAUCCAAAAGAGUGUGAGGUCGGCUCCAUGGUGA